GGGACCACAGGCGGGGAAGCAUAAGGCUGCCCAAGGCACCAGACGCUGCGAGACCAUUCCCCCAGUAGUAGGAUGUGCAUUGGCAUUUAAUCAGCGUGGUAGGAUGAAUUCGGUUGUGGAAAAGUCAAUUCAUUCCCGGAGAUAAUGAGAUUUCUCCCUGCGAGAGGAAGGGGGCUUGGAAGGGGUGGGACGCGUCACUCGAGUUUCCAUACCCUCGCCGUCAGCUGCUGGGCUUUGUGCUGCUCACUCACCGACGACUUACACAUUUCACAGUCGCUGCCUUUUGAAAAGGGAUUUCCAUGUCAUUGGAAUCCUGUGCCAAGUCUGUUGUUCCUGCGGGAGGCAUGGCGGAGACGCCGAGGGAGGCUGCUGACAGAGGAGAAGUGACAGGAAGAUGGGGGGAAGAGACAGGGUACUGAGAGGUAGUGACACACACAAGCUGAACUACUGAAAGAUUAUUAUUAGACGCAGGGAGGAAAAAAAGAGACGAAGACGAAAACCACACAUGAAUAUCGGAAGCACAAAGGCUUCGGCUGGAGGCUGGCACCGAGGAGAUGGCGACAAAAGUGUGAAGACACAAAAGUGGAUAGGAGAGGAGGGAGACAAAGCAUGGGCUGGGAUAGGGAUGAGAGUGUAGGUGCAGGAUAGAUGGAGUGGAGAAACCAGAGGGACUGGGCAAGGAGAAGACGCCUGCAAUGGUCACCUCUCAGUAGGAAGAUCCUUCAUGGCUCAGCUCAUGGAUGAAGAAUGGAAUGGGCUCUAUGGGAAAGGGGUCCUGGGAGCUCCUCCCAAUGGCGGAAAAGUCUGGAUGGCCAUUUUCCUUUGCUUCAUAAUCUUCCUGACCACCUUGGGCAACUCUCUCCUCAUCUUACUCAUCUUCACCCAGAGGUCCCUGCGAAACACUUCCAACUACUUCCUGGUGUCGCUCUUCAUGUCGGAUCUCAUGGUGGGCCUGGUGGUCAUGCCGCCGGCCAUGUUGAACGAACUGUACGGGAAGUGGGUCCUGGAGGCUGAGUUUUGUUGCGUCUGGUACUCUUUUGAUGUCAUGUGCUGCAGCGCGUCCAUACUCAACCUCUGCGUCAUCAGCCUGGACAGGUACCUUCUGAUCAUUUCCCCGCUCAAGUACAAGCUCCGCAUGACCUCCUGUCGGGCCCUCGGCUUGAUUCUAGCCACGUGGACGCUGGCCGCUCUGGCAUCUUUCCUGCCCAUCGAGAUGGGAUGGCACGGGCAGGGCUUUGAGGAGCAGCCGUUGAACCUGACAUCUGGGUCAGAGGAGAAGCAGUGUCGCCUCCUGGUCAGCCUACCCUAUGCUUUGAUUGUCUCCUGCCUGACGUUCUUCCUGCCGUCUGCGGCCAUCUCGUUCACCUACUGCAGGAUCCUGCUGGCAGCCAGGAAACAGGCUGUUCAGGUGGCUUCUCUGACCACGAACGUGCCCAACGUGUCUGGAGACCACGUGCAGGUCCUCGCCGUGCCCGUCGUGGAGAGCAGGAAGUUCGUCACGAAGCACAGUAAGAAGGCUCUGAAAGCAAGUCUCACACUGGGUAUCCUACUGGGAAUGUUCUUUGUGGCCUGGCUUCCGUUCUUUGUGGCCAAUGUGGUUCAGGCUGUCUGUGACUGCGUCCCCUCCGGUCUGUUUGACGUGCUCACGUGGCUGGGCUAUUGCAACAGCACAAUGAACCCGAUCAUCUACCCACUCUUCAUGAGAGAUUUCAAGCGGGCCAUGGGGAAGUAUCUGCCAUGCUGCAGGCGGUCCAGGGUCAUCUCAUUAUCCAUGCGUAACUCCAACAGUGCCCCCCGGCUGGGGCUAUCCCUGAGGAACGUGCUGACCCUACGCGGAGAGACGGACUCUCUGUAUUCCGCCACUCUGGGAAACGAGCACCUGCUACAAAAUUAUAAGGACCAUAGCACCGACCCGUUGCCGGUCACCGCCGCCGACUCUGUAAAUCUCUUUGACCUGGAACAGGAAAUGCAGGUCCACCAGCUGAACACUCCCAUGGACUGAGUCUUUUUGGGGAAGUUAAGUUGUAGAAUCCAAGUCAGAUCAACCCCCAAACACACGUAAUGGUUGGGUGCAAAGAGAUAAGUGACUGACCAGAUUCCGCGUCCGCACAAACAACAGCCGGAGUGUAGUCCGCAGAAGGGAAGUCUUACGUGGGGUCACAUGAAGGGAAGUGUGAAGGUACAGUGCCCAGGGAAGGACGACACAUGCUGGGAUUAGGAUAAAUCAGGUUUUGUCCCAUCCCGACUGGCGAAACGAUAAAUGAGCUGGUCAGAAAAUGUAUUUGUGGUUAUGAGUCUGGGAUGACUCUCACUUCAAUAAUUGUGCAGCACUUUGUUCUACACCCCUAAUACUCUUACCGUCCUCAGGCUUCCAGAGUAAGGGACGAGGACACUGAGAGCUGAAUGACUGAAUCCACGCCAUGUUCUGUUCAUUUAAUUCUGUAUUAAAAUAUUUUUUCUUAUAAUA
Molecule: messenger RNA, 2467 nt
Organism: Pseudophryne corroboree (corroboree frog)
Lineage: Eukaryota; Metazoa; Chordata; Amphibia; Anura; Myobatrachidae
Gene: HTR6
Product: 5-hydroxytryptamine receptor 6
Exons: 3
Coding region: 725-2002 (425 amino acids)
Biological process (GO): chemical synaptic transmission; G protein-coupled receptor signaling pathway, coupled to cyclic nucleotide second messenger
Cellular component (GO): dendrite; plasma membrane
Molecular function (GO): neurotransmitter receptor activity; G protein-coupled serotonin receptor activity
Source: RefSeq, a predicted model, not a curated record